CGAGAGACCACGGGGUGCUUCGUCUACCCUCGAACGGCCUAUAAAUAGUGCCGCGUGCUGCACAUACUUCACACAACCAACGCAAGUAAACAGCUUAACAGCAGCGCUUGUAGAUAUUCCCGAGUGAGAGGCUCAGCGCAAGAUGGAGCACCAGGCACACGUCGCCGGCGAGAAGAAGGGCAUCAUGGAGAAGAUCAAGGAGAAGCUCCCCGGCGGCCACGGUGACCACAAGCAGGCCGCUGACACCCACGGCCAGCAGGGGCACGCCGGCACGGGGACGCAUGGUGCCCCGGCCACUGGUGGCGCCUAUGAGCAGCAGGGUCGCACCGGAGUCACCGGCACGGGGUUGAAUGGCGCUGAUGCCGGCGAGAAGAAGGGCCUCAUGGAGAAGAUCAAGGACAAGCUCCCUGGUGGCCACGGUGACCAGCAGACCACAGCUGGCACCUAUGGGCAGCAGGGACACACCGGCACCGCGGCGCAUGGCACCCCGGCCGGCGGCGGCACCUAUGACCAGGAGGGACACACCGGGAUGUCUGGCAUGGGGGCGCACGACACCCACGCCACGGGCGGCGCCUAUGGGCAGCAUGCACACACCGGAGGGACCGGCACGGGGACGCACGGAACCGGCGAGAAGAAGGGCGUCAUGGAGAACAUCAAGGACAAGCUUCCUGGUGGCCACGGUGACCAUCAGAAGACGAGUGACACGUACGGGCACCAGGAAGACACCGAAAUGACUGGCAUGGGGAGGCAUAGCACCCCUGCCACCGGCGGUUCCUAUGGGCAGCAUGUACACACCGGACAGACCGACAUGGGAACACACGGCACCGGCGAGAAGAAGGGUGUAAUGGAGAACAUCAAGGAUAAGCUCCCCGGUGGUCAUGAUGACCACCAGAAGACUGCUGGCACCUACGGGCAGCAGGGACACGUCGGCACGGGGACACAUGGCACCCCCGCCACUGGCGGCGCCUACGGACAACAUGAACACACCGGAGCGACCGGCACUGGAACGUACGGCACUGGCGAGAAGAAGGGCAUCAUGGAGAACAUCAAGGAGAAGCUCCCUGGUGGCCACGGUGACCAUCAGAAGACCGGCGACACCUACGGGCACCAGGAAGACACCAAAAUGACUGGCAUGGGGAGGCAUAGCGCCCCGGCCACCGGCGGCUCCUAUGGGCAGCAUGCACACACCGGAGAGACCGGCACGGGGACACACGGCACCGGCGAGAAGAAGGGUGUAAUGGAGAACAUCAAGGAAAAGCUCUCUGGUGGCCAUGAUGACCACCAGAAGACUGCUGGCACCUACGGACAGCAGGGACAGGUCGGCACGGGGACACAUGGCACCCCCGCCACUGGCGGCGCCUACGGGCAGCAUGAACACACCGGAGCGACCGGCACUGAAACGUACAGCACCGGCGAGAAGAAGGGCGUCAUGGAAAACAUCAAGGAGAAGCUCCCCGGUGGCCACGGAGACCACCAGCAGACAGGUGGCAUCUACGGGCAGCAAGCACACGUCGGCACGGGGACGCAUGACACGCCGGCCACCGGCGGCACCUACGGGCAGCACGGACACACCGGAGUGACCGGCACUGGGACGCACGGCACCGGCGAGAAGAAGGGUGUCAUGGAGAACAUCAAGGAGAAGCUCCCCGGUGGCCACAGUGACCACCAGCAUACCACUGAGACCUACGGGCAGCAUCGGCACACUGGAGUGGCCGGCACGGAGACGCAUGGCACCACGGCCACUGGCGGCACCUACGGGCAGCAGGCACAGACCGGCACGACUGGCGCUGGCACACACGGCACCGACGGCACGGGCGAGAAGAAGAGCCUCAUGGACAAGAUCAAGGACAAGCUGCCUGGACAGCACUAAGCUUGGUCCGCCCGCCCCGGCUACCUCUCAAGAAUAAUAAGAUGGCGAAGUUCCACCGUAUGCACAUUCACCUAGCUCACUUUCGUUGGUGGAGCGAAUGUAUCUUGGCUUAAGUUUUCACGGACAACAGUGUGGCAACAGUUUUCGUUCGUUUACAGUUUGCAUACUGUGAUGUGCAGAUUUCCUUUACUUCAAUCCGUGUAUGUAUGUUAUGGCAUCUAAUAUAUAUAAGUGGGGUAUUACCUUA
This is a messenger RNA of Hordeum vulgare subsp. vulgare (domesticated barley), 2117 nucleotides long. Its product is annotated as cold-shock protein CS120-like. Gene Ontology annotation, biological process: response to water. Bases 143 to 1870 code for a protein of 575 amino acids. The transcript has a single exon. The record is from RefSeq and is a predicted model, not a curated record. Lineage: Eukaryota; Viridiplantae; Streptophyta; Magnoliopsida; Poales; Poaceae.